Messenger RNA from Nematocida parisii ERTm1, 1852 nucleotides. RefSeq lists its product as uncharacterized. The transcript has a single exon. Lineage: Eukaryota; Fungi; Microsporidia. The record is from RefSeq and is a predicted model, not a curated record. Gene Ontology annotation, molecular function: nucleic acid binding; zinc ion binding. Bases 1 to 918 code for a protein of 305 amino acids.
AUGGCAGAUAGUAGUUCACAUGCAAUAAAAGAAAGAAAACAUCUAGAAACAGACAUGCCCCUUGCUUUCAACACACAGUUAGAACCACAAGAAGAGAACACCAAGGGCGCCAACUCUACGGGAAUUCUACAAGCUUUAGCUGCGCUAAACUUUAGAGCAGGAAGAGCCACACUUACAUUAAAUUUAGAGACAAUUACAGCGCUCUAUCCGAAAUUAUGGCAUAAACUUAAUCCAGAGACCCGGAUACUACUCCUACAAGAGGAGCUGAACAGACGUUCUGGCUCAAUAGAAGCAGCCAUGGCUAACCAAUUAGCAGAGCUUAUCUCUAAUGUUAGCUCGACCCAGCUGCAAGAGUGGCCAGAAGAGUUGUGGCAUAAUGCUUGGCAAAUAGUCUUGUCAAUCUCGGAAGGAAAUAGGGUCUCCGCUGUCGCAAACCUUUGGUGUUUCAGAGACUUUGCACAGAUUACAAUGAGCCGUGGUUAUGAAGAAUGGUGCUACAUUAUGAUAGGGCAGACCGAAGCACCAUUCAAGUACUUGUUUCAUGAGAUAGCCUUAGAAUUUGCAUUAAAAGAGACCAUGUACCCCAUUAGAUUUACAGACGUGUGGAAUAUGGGCAAAGGAGAUCGAGAAAAUGCAAAUAAAAAUCUUCUAUUGGAGUGCCAGAGAUUAGACAGACUGCUAAGAAAGAAAGCUGGUCGGAUAAUUCAUAACCAAAAAAAAGAAAAAAUCCACCGAAAUUCAAACAGCAAACAUAGAAGGUUUUUUAGCAAUUGCUACCGAUGUGGUAAGAGGGGACAUAGGGCAAGAGAGUGCCGUGGCGAAAUUCAACAAGAUCGAAGAAAAGACUACAUGAAUAAUAACAAAUGUUCAUGGCAAGGAUGGAACCUUCCUAAAAAGGACGGUUCACAGAAUGACUGACACUAAAAAGGUUAUGAUUAAUCCAGACAUAGGAGAGGUGUACAAAGACACAAAAGCAAGUAUCCAGAGAGGUGCUUUAUAAGAGUUUACAAGAAUGGAUAAAUAAGAUUAAACUCAUGGAUGAUAGAAUAAGAAGGGGGUGAAAAUAUAUAUUUCAUGGGCACCAGCAAGUGUAAAGUUUCUUAGAAAAGAUUAACUAUACAAGAAGGCAUAUUUAUAAUUCUCUAAACUUAAAGCGCCCUAAAUGAGUUCACGAGUAAUGGAAGGAAGUUUGCCUGAACAGGAAGACACCAGCAAGCCUUUGAGAAUUUAAGUGUAGAUGUAAGUAAGAUUGUUACAGCUACUAUACUGAAGUUAAAGAAGAAGUUUAAUUUAGAAGCAGCCGCAUCGAAUGCCGAUGUAGGCGCCGUAUUGAGCCAGAAGGAUAAUAUUAUAGGUUUUUUCACCCAGAUUGAUUCUAACACAGCAGAGGUACAGGAUUAUAAAGAAUUGUAUGCAAUGGCAUGUGCAAUGGAAGGAUUUAAACAAUACUUAUUAUGAGACAAGUUGAUAUUAAUACGGGUUAUAAGGCAAUAGAAGUACUCUGCACAAAAGUACAGAGCAUUUAGCAGUGAGAAGGUUACGUGAAGGAUGCAAAUGUUAGAGAGCUUUCAGUUUACUCCAAAAUAUAGGAGAAGAUGUGAUUCUAAUUUUCGGGAUAUAUCACUGUCUAUUUAGGACUAUGUUAUACAGAUAGAAACGAUGUCUCUUUAUGAGCACGGUGUUCUUCUAGAAAUAAUGUAUAAAUUAUUUAUAUAAAAACAUAUGGCUGGUUGGUGUUUAUUUAGUCAGAUAACAACUGUCUACUCAUAGAAUUCAGAAGGUUUACAUCGUAUAAUAUCAGUCAAAAGUGUAGGCUGCAUGUUAUCGAAUCACAACACUACAUACUACAACA